AUGGCCUCAACCUCAAGUCUUCUCAUUCAUGUCACCAUCAUUACUCGCCUACUAAUCAGAGGCAACGAGAUCGCGGCAAUCGGCAAGACAGCUUACCUAUUGCACGACCUUCUCGUGUCUGACGACACGAAACAUAUCGAUUGCUCUGGUCGAAUUAUUCUACCAGGACUAAUCAACAUACAUGCGCAUCUCGCGGAAUCCCUGCUUCGUGAUGGAUACAUCGGAGCGAGAUUGACAAUUGCUGAAAUGUUGGAAAGCGGGACCACAUGCUUCCUGGAAGCCAUGUUGACACAUCGAACUGGCUUUGAGAACGUGGCGGCUGCCGUGGGUGAAAUGAGCAUACGAGCUUGUCUUGGCAAACUGGUGAAGGUCGAAGAGGCCAACAAGGCUACCGGAAUCAUUGACGCAAGGGACCGAAAUAUCUCGAGCAUAUCCAUUGCAUCCGCCCUAGAAGCGCACGAUGCUCAUCAUGGCUCAUGUGAUGGCCGAUUGCACGUAUGGAUGGCGGCAAGAACGCAUAGAAGUUCGCCAGCUGCUUUACACAGAGCUAUUAGAGACGCAUGCGAGAGCAACGGUUUGGGUCUUACCAUGCAUUGUGCAGAAACUCCAAAGGACCUCCAGAUCUUCGCAGGCUGCUAUGACUGCACUCAUGCAGAGUUCUGCAAGGACAAUAAUCUGGUCAGGAACGGUGGUAAAACAGUUUUGGCGCAUAUGGUCAAUCUCAAGCUUGAGAAAGACGUGCACCUGCUCAGCAAACGUGGCGUCGCUGUGGCUCACAAUCCAGCAAGUAACUGUAAGCUGGCUUCAGGAAUCGCUCCCAUCCCCGAACUUAUGGACGGAAACGUCAACGUGUCCCUGGGAACUGACGGUGCUCCUUGCAACAAUACCUACGAUAUGAGAGAUGCUGCCGUAAUGAGUGCCGACAAGACCUUGGAGAUGACGACGAUCGACGGUCCUAGAGCUCUCGGCUUGGAAGACAAGAUCGGUAGCCUGGAGGUCGGAAAACUUGCAGAACAGAUACUUCAUGGUGGUGUCGAUGCGAUCACUACUGUAGUGCAUCCGUGCACUGGUUCAGAUGUCGAGAAGGUGGUAGUAAAUGGCCGAGUCCUUGUUCAGAAUCAGAAGCCUGUCUGUGCUGAUGAACAAGAGAUAUUACUCCAAGCACGGCAGGCGGCGAAGAGGAUUCGAGACUCUGCUGGAGUCAUAGCGAGGCAGACAAGAAAUUAUCUGUAG
Molecule: messenger RNA, 1233 nt
Organism: Aureobasidium melanogenum CBS 110374
Lineage: Eukaryota; Fungi; Ascomycota; Dothideomycetes; Dothideales; Saccotheciaceae
Product: Metallo-dependent hydrolase
Exons: 6
Coding region: 1-1233 (410 amino acids)
Molecular function (GO): hydrolase activity, acting on carbon-nitrogen (but not peptide) bonds
Source: RefSeq, a predicted model, not a curated record